AGGGAAUAGCAUGUGAAAUGUGCGCUCGAACCACUGAAUCCCAAAUAUCCACAUGCAAAAUGUUACCUAAACGUCUCAUUGUCUGCUGCGAUGGAACCUGGAAGGAUUCGACAGCGGAUUCUCAGGAACCUCCGUCGAAUGUGACGCGGUUGACGCGCACUUUAAGCCGCGUGGCAGUCGUGGAAGAGAAUGGAGUGAACAAAGAAAUUCCUCAAAUCGUCUAUUACCAGAAAGGCGUUGGGACCGGUCUAGCCGACAAGUAUUUCGGAGGUGUCGCCGGGAUCGGAAUCAGUGCGAACGUUCGUGCCGCCUAUGGCUUCCUCGUGGAUAACUACGAGGAGGGCGACAAGAUCUACUUUUUUGGAUUCUCACGGGGUGCUUAUACCGCCAGAGCGAUCGCGGGUAUAGUCUGCGAACUAGGGCUGUUGACUCCCCGAGGCAUGGACAAUUUUGCCACGGUAUACGAUGACUUCUACGACCGAAAGUUGCCGGUGUACGAUGAGGAGAAACGCCGACAGCUGGGUUUCCGCGACCCCCUCCCACGGUUCACAGUAGAGAUUGUCGGGGUCUGGGACACGGUCGCGUUCCAUAAGCCCUGGAUGUUCGGAAACUGGUCAGGGGAGAAACUCGAGUUUCGCAAUACGCUGCUCUCUAGGGAGGUCAAGUAUGCUUUUCAUGCACUUGCGCUGGAUGAAGAGAGAAGUGCCUACCAGCCCACACUGUGGCAUCAGCCAGAGAAUGCUGAUGGCCAAGAGCUGCUGCAGGUGUGGUUCUCUGGUGUGCAUACAGAUGUGGGCGGAGGAGGGCAGGACCCCCGACUGGCGAAUAUCACACUGGCCUGGAUGAUCGCGCAAUGCACCAAGCAUAAUCAGUUGAGCUUCGAUAUUGAGGAGUACCUCUUCGACCGUCCUCCACGACCGUUAGAGACAGACACAGCCCCAUGGGCGACGGCAUUCGGCAAAACAAACACGGGAAGCUUCGCUCGGACGGUGGAGACCAUUCUGGGCGGGAAGUCAAAGAGGACACCUCUCCAGUACAAGCAGACUGGCGAUGGAAAUCCACAGCCUACCAAUGAGGUGAUUCAUGCUUCUAUCGAGGACCGUGUAUUGAGUGGGAAGGGAACCAUAGCUGGGGCUGUACUUUGGCCCUCGCUAGUAAUUGAACGCCUAACUCCUGAUCAAGAAUGGGUACUUGACAGUGGAGGCAAACUUGUGCAAGCGCCAGUGCUGAAAGAGGAACUGUUCAUGAAGGGGAGGAUUCGGACAGUUCAUGUGGAUGAGGUAGACUGAUGUACUAAGUUUGGGUAUUUCAUGUAGUAAUAGGACGUCUUCAAUUAGA
Molecule: messenger RNA, 1338 nt
Organism: Aspergillus piperis CBS 112811
Lineage: Eukaryota; Fungi; Ascomycota; Eurotiomycetes; Eurotiales; Aspergillaceae
Product: T6SS phospholipase effector Tle1-like catalytic domain-containing protein
Exons: 3
Coding region: 60-1289 (409 amino acids)
Source: RefSeq, a predicted model, not a curated record